Messenger RNA from Chanos chanos (milkfish), 1616 nucleotides. It is a transcript of the gene ikzf1, whose product is annotated as IKAROS family zinc finger 1 (Ikaros). Gene Ontology annotation, biological process: regulation of transcription by RNA polymerase II. The record is from RefSeq and is a predicted model, not a curated record. Bases 15 to 1616 code for a protein of 533 amino acids. Gene Ontology annotation, molecular function: RNA polymerase II cis-regulatory region sequence-specific DNA binding; DNA-binding transcription factor activity. Lineage: Eukaryota; Metazoa; Chordata; Actinopteri; Gonorynchiformes; Chanidae. The transcript is spliced from 7 exons.
AAUACCUUCACAGAAUGGAGACAGAAGAAGCACAGGAGAUGUCCCAGAUGGCGGAGAGAGAAAGCCCAGUGGCUACAGAGGCAGUGGAAGAACCAGAGGAGACCAUGCCGGUUCCUGAAGACCUCUCCACCAGCUCCUCCCUUCAGCAAAACAGCCGAGCCGAGAAGCCCCUGGCCUGUAGUAUAAAAGUUGAGUCUCGCAGUGACGAGGAAAGAGGGAUGGCCAGUGAGGUGAAUGGAGAGGAGGAGUGUGCUGAGGACUUGCGCGUGCUCGAUGCCUCAGGAGUCAAAGUGAACGGCUCCCACGCCGGCCCCGACGGCAAGGCGGCCUACCCCUCGUCCGGGGGCAUCCGACUGCCCAACGGGAAGCUCAAGUGUGAUAUCUGUGGGAUAGUUUGCAUUGGCCCCAAUGUGCUGAUGGUGCACAAGCGAAGCCACACUGGUGAGAGACCAUUCCAGUGUAACCAGUGUGGAGCCUCGUUCACUCAGAAAGGGAAUUUGCUCCGUCACAUUAAACUCCACUCCGGAGAGAAGCCUUUCAAAUGUCAUCUUUGUAACUACGCCUGUCGCCGUAGAGAUGCCCUCACAGGGCACCUGCGCACUCACUCCGUUGGAAAGCCCCAUAAGUGUGCCUACUGCGGUCGGAGCUACAAGCAGCGCAGUUCACUGGAGGAGCAUAAAGAGAGAUGCCAUAACUAUCUCCAGUGCAUGGGCCUGCAGAACAGCAUCUACACAGUAGUAAAGGAAGAAAGCAACCCGGGUGAGCGAGGGGAGGACAUUACGCUGGCUGGGGCGGAGAGGGCCUUGGUGCUAGACAGAAUAGCCAGUAAUGUAGCUAAACGUAAGAGCUCCAUGCCACAGAAAUUUGUGGGAGAGAAGCGUUUGUCAGAUCUCUCCUUUGAUGGGAACUCAGGAGAGCUGAUGCAGCCUCACGUCAUUGACCAGGCUAUAAACAGCGCCAUCAGCUACCUGGGUGCCGAAUCUCUGCGACCCCUCGUCCAGACCUCCCCUGGCUCUUCCUCUGAUGUGGUGGUCAGCCCCAUAUACAACCUCCACAAGCCUCAGUCAGACGGCCCUGCCGGCCUGUCGGCCAAAGACAGCGCUGCUGAGAACCUUCUCCUGCUCUCCAAGUCCAAAUCAGCGUCGAGCGAAAAGGAUGGUUCGGCCAGUCCCAGCGGACAAGACUCCACCGACACAGAGAGUAACAACGAAGACAGGGCGGCCGGGGGCGCUGCCGGGACGGCCGCCGCUGGCCUCAUCUACCUGACCAAUCACAUGGCUCCAGGGGUGAGAAACGGGGGCCUCCCAUUGGUCAAGGAGGAGCAGCAGCGCCACUUUGAGGCGCUCCGUGCGGCGGGGAUGGAGUUGGGGUUGGGAGUAGCGUCAGAUGGGUUCAAGGUGGUGAGUGGAGAAGGGGAGGAAGUGAGGGCAUAUCGUUGCGCCCACUGCAGGGUCCUGUUUCUUGAUCAUGUUAUGUACACCAUCCACAUGGGUUGCCACGGAUUCCGGGACCCUUUUGAGUGUAACCUGUGUGGAUACCGUAGCCAAGACCGCUAUGAGUUCUCCUCGCAUAUGACACGUGGGGAGCACCGCUUUGGAGCGCACACACAUGUGUAG